CACUGACACUGGUAUGGUGUAAGCACUUUUUCUACGUUUUUUAAAAUUAUUAAUAAUAGAUGGUUAGUGUCGAUGGUCCUAUAUUUUUCUAUGUAAGCUUAUACCUGCACCGCACACGGAUCCGCAAAAUAUGAUAGGUCCUGCAGUGGAAACAAAUGUCUGGACAACAACAAUGAAAACGUAAGGAAUUGUAUUACACGGAGAGCAUGAAGAUAAUACGGAAUUGUCACUCCUAACGCGCAGCAGGCCUUUAUUUGUCCACAGAAAACCGGGAUAAAUAGUAUUACAGCUUUGUGUAGACCCAGAUGCCUCCACUCCCUAUUGGCGAGCGCAUAGUGGUUAUUCAGCGCCCUAAAAACUUGGCCCUACGUGGGCCCUCCCCACAGACCACACCACAGCCUCACUCCCAUAUAACAGCCCUCAGCAACAAACCUCUCUCCCGCCCUUCUCAUCCCCACCCUCCUCAGUCCCACCCUAAUCCUCCCUCCCCGAAUUCACUGUCUUUGGAAUGCAAGAGCAGAUCAUCAUCCCAUCUGCAGAAAACCAAGGGCAACAAGGCCAUCGUGUCAGAGGGUGUCAGACACACCGCUAGCCACUGUCACAGCAACGGGACCGUGACUCUUAGCCCUAGACCCCACCAACACACACACACCAUCGACAUCAAGUUAUCCGUGAACAAAGGAACAAAAGGACAAGGGCACAGCAACACUUUAGGUCGCAGUGGGAGUGUGAAGGUGGGCAAAAAAAGGGUCUCGUUGUGCUUGGAUCCCGGAUACGGGGAGAGAAAGGCUGGGGGAACAUCAGGGAAGCCUGGAGGAACAGUGCAGCAACUCCAAAACCACCCACAGAACCAGAUCAAGGCCUCACUAGGCAGUCACCAUCAGAAUCAUCUGGCUGUGUCCCCAGGAGGGGUUCUAGAAUUUGUCCCAGCCCAGAGACAGCAGUCCAAGUCCAGAAGAGAGAAGGCGCAGGACGCAGCUUCCAAAGCCUGCUCUGCCAGCUUCCCCCCCAGAGGUGCCCGGGAGGUGCCCUGCGUGGGUAACAAAGAGAAUUCCAAACUGGGACCUGUCCAUGAAAACCCCAACGCCCACAGCGUGCCCCGCCACCACAACUCUGUUCCUGUUCCCCAUGCCUCCGUCCUAAACUCCCAUUACCCUGCUUCCCCUCCCUCCCACCAGCCCUGUGCUUCUACCUCGUUCCAGCAACCCCUCAACCAGCCCCAUCCAUCCCGUGGCAGGGACCAUCGCACUCAGAUCCUCCACGGCCUACCCCUCUCCCCCUGUUCCUCCCGUGGAGUUUUCCCCAGCCCAGACCACACCUGUACCAUCGACUUCUCCCAUCCCUUCAGCUGUGGCUGCUGGAAGCUGGUCCGCUGCAGGGGGGCCAGGGGACGUUCUGCUGGCUGUCAGGGGGGUGGGGGGAGUCCGUCUUCUUCUUUUUCCUGCGCCCACGGCCACGGGGUUGGAGGGGUGAACCACAGAGGGUGCUCAGCAAUGGGUUUAAGAACUCUGGGGGGAUGUUUGUCCACAGCCUCCACCACCAACACCUCAUCCUCCAACAGCACUGUGUCGGACUGCCGGACGGGCUUGCUCAGACCCCUGCGAUGUGCCUCCUGCUCCGGGGAGGCUGGCGCCUUUGAGAGUCCUGCUGCAUUCCGCAAAAAACUGGUGGGGGGAUGCCUGCCCUGUACCCCACUAUCCUCCUCAGCCCCGCUGCGAGCCUUACAGAGUUGUGUGAGUGGCUGCAACCCCAAAGCCAGUCAGGSCGGCAGCUCUACCUGCAGRUAUUGUAGCAGCGACCCRAUAGUMGUSACCUUCAACCCCCYRCGGGGCAGKAAGCCCCCRGGGAUGGGSAGGGGUYUAGMGMCAGGGCKCCCCAUGGGYMUAUUCCCCGCRGAUGARGAUGAUUACAGRGUGCGCACAAUCUGGCCKGAGGAYCUGGCGAAYAAGAUGACCAGYUCUAAAACRCAACAGAACCASCAGAGCUGUGCKGGGAUGGGGAUGGGAYUGGGGAAGACAWGUGRSGGUCAGAARCAYAACAGCAGCAACGGAARCAGCCCUGURARCCUGGACUGUAYGAACCUWUUGGAGUUCACCCGGAAUCAGAUAACAGACCACGCUGGCCGACGCCGGCUUCAGCAGGGCAAGAUGGCCUUCUGGAUUUCAUUGGGUCUGGGUCUGGGCCUGGGCGAGAUCCAGGCCGGGACUCGCUGA
Salvelinus sp. IW2-2015 is the source of this 2213-nucleotide messenger RNA. The record is from RefSeq and is a predicted model, not a curated record. NCBI's taxonomy places the organism in Eukaryota, Metazoa, Chordata, Actinopteri, Salmoniformes, Salmonidae.